This is a messenger RNA of Scylla paramamosain (green mud crab), 2676 nucleotides long. RefSeq names its product CDP-diacylglycerol--glycerol-3-phosphate 3-phosphatidyltransferase, mitochondrial-like (gene PGS1). The transcript has 9 exons. The record is from RefSeq and is a predicted model, not a curated record. NCBI's taxonomy places the organism in Eukaryota, Metazoa, Arthropoda, Malacostraca, Decapoda, Portunidae. Gene Ontology annotation, molecular function: CDP-diacylglycerol-glycerol-3-phosphate 3-phosphatidyltransferase activity. Gene Ontology annotation, cellular component: mitochondrion. Gene Ontology annotation, biological process: cardiolipin biosynthetic process. Bases 138 to 1646 code for a protein of 502 amino acids.
AAAUAAUGAAAACCAAACAAGGAAUUGAGACGAAACAAGAUUGCCGACUUCUUCCCAGGACGGUUCGUUUGUUUACAUUGACCGGCUGAGAGAGAGAGAGAGAGAGAGAGAGUGUGGACCCAUGUGUGCUGCAUUCCAUGACUAGAAGUUGUAUUUUAACGCGGUGUGUGGUGCCGCGGGCCAGGCAGACACUGUGCUUCCUGUGGCACCAUCGCGCGGCGUCCUCGGCAGUAGUGGCGGCAGCAGCAGCAGCAGAGACCCGCGCCAUGACCCCCGCAGCUGGUGACCUCCCCGCCGCCACGCCCUCCCCCAUCCUGCCAAGAAGCUUUCAUUGGCUCUAUCAACACUGCCCGGCCUUUCCCAUCAGUGGCUCUAAGGUGCGGGUAAUUGUUGAUCCAAGGGAGUUUUACCAAGAGCUGCUGGACAAGGCGGGAGCAGCAAGGGAGAGAAUCAGUAUCUCUUCUCUCUAUCUCGGCACUGGGAAGCUGGAGGAGAAGUUGGUGUCCGUGGUGGGGCAGCGAGUGGCAGCAGUGGAUGGCCUGAAGGUUCACUGGCUGUUGGACCACACGAGGGGCUCCCGGGGCCACCACAGCUCCCGGUCCAUGCUGCGUCCCCUUCUGGCCCAGUAUCCUCACUCCUGCUCAGUGUCACUGUACCACACUCCACACCUGCGGGGGUUGCUGCGUCGCCUCAUUCCACAGCGCUGGAAUGAGACAAUUGGCCUGCAGCACAUGAAGCUAUAUGUGUUUGAUGACUCCCUCCUCAUCUCUGGGGCCAACCUCAGCAACGACUACUUUACCAACCGCCAGGACCGCUACAUGGCGUUUGAGGACUGUCCGGCGCUGGCUGCCUUCUACCACAACCUCAUUGCCACAGUCAGCCGCUUCUGUCCCCAGCUGGCCACCGAUGACUCCACCUCAAUGCCAGCUGGUACCUCUGUCCACCCCUACCUGGGUGACUUGGAGGAGUACUGUGGCACCAUGAGGGAGGCAGUGCUCAGGCUGUGGAGGGCCGAGUGCGACAGAAACCCGGAGAGACUGAGACAUAUGGAGAGCACAGGAGACACCUCGGCCUCCUCCUCCUCCUCCUCCCUGGACACCCUCGUCUUCCCUACACUACAGAUGGGUCCCUUCGGCAUCACCAACGACGGCUACGUGACCAAACGAUUCCUGAGCAGUGCCGAGGAGGGGUCUCACAUCCACCUGGCCUCGGGAUACUUCAACCUGACAGAGGAGUACAUGAAGUGCGUCCUGGGCCAGUCAAGGGCGUCCUACAGCAUCCUUAUGGCCCACCCCGAGGUUAGGAAUAGAAUACUUGGCCAAUGGGUUCCUGGGUGCCAGGGGAUUUGCGGGGGCCAUCCCAGCCGCCUACACCCAGCUGGCCAAACUGUUCUUCAGGCGGGUGACGAGUGGCAGCCAGGAGCACCGGAUAAGCUUGCACGAGUACCGGAGGAAGGGAUGGACCUUCCACGCCAAGGGUCUGUGGUACGCCAGGCCGGGGCACACCUGGCCGGCACUCACCAUGGUGGGCUCCCCGAACUUUGGCUGGAGAUCAGUGCAACGCGACUUGGAGACACAGGUGGUGGUGGUGACGCAGAACACAGCACUGAGGGAGGCGCUGCACAGGGAACACAGCCGCCUCUAUGACUGCGGCACUGAGGUCACCGACGGCACGUUCUCCUCCCCAGGGCGCUAUGUUCCCCUGUGGGUGCGGUGUGUUAUGCCAAUCAUCAAGGCGUUCUUCUGAUGGUGUUCUGUGGUGCUGUGGUGGUGGUGGUAGUAGUGGUGCUGGAAGACUACUGCUGGGAGAGAGAGAAUAAGAAAGGACUUGUUUUUUAGAUUCUUUACCCAAGUGCUGGAAAAUAAGGGGUGUUUGUUUUUUAUUUAUGUUUGUGUAUGUGUGUGUGUGUAUGGAAGGAUCCUUGGUGCAGUAAAGAUUGAGUAGUACUAUAAGGGCUGUGUUUGUUUAAGUCCUCUUGUCAGUUUGUCAAGUGCUGGAAGUUUUUUUUUGUGUGCACAGGACAUUUGGUAUAGUGAAGAAUGAGCAAAAAAUUCCAAAUGUUUAAUAAAGGGAGAGAGAGAGAGAGAGAGAGAGAGAGGACUUUGUAAGUGGUAAAGGAAAGCAAUAUUUUAAGAUAUUUAGAGAAGAAAGUAAAGGAUUUUAGUAAAUUUAUCAGUAAAAGUUGAAGAAUAUAAUGUAGAAUAGAAAAAGCUUGAGAUUUUGAGUAAAGGUUAAAAUACUGGAGAAGAAAUGAAAAGUUGGUAUUUUAAAGACAAGAUUACUUUCAUGUUCUUACACAAUAUGAAAAGGAAAGUUGUUUAUAAGUUCAUAAAAAGUUGUGUACAGCUGUAAAGGAAAGUCACAAGUUACAGGUAUUUUUUUGGCAGCUGUGACUGAAAAUCUUUAAAUUAUCAGUCAUGAGAAAUGUUAGUCACGUUAGUCUGUUAGUAAGUGCAGAGAUUUGUAGCAAAGAGUGACAGGUGUAAGUUAGUGGAGAGUUUAUAGAGAAGAAUAAUAGAUGUUAGUAAGUGAAGAGUAUUAAAAAUUAUAUUGAGUGAGUGUUAGUAAGUGAAGAGUGACAGGUCUGUUAAUAAUUAUGUACAGAGUAUUAAAACGUGACCAAGUACUUUGAAAAAAUACUGUGAAAUGUUAAUAAAGUGUACAAACAGUCUGGAA